Messenger RNA from Miscanthus lutarioriparius, 837 nucleotides. Lineage: Eukaryota; Viridiplantae; Streptophyta; Magnoliopsida; Poales; Poaceae. The record is from the annotation of a GenBank genome assembly.
AUGGCCGCGGCGGCGGCGGCGGAGGAGGUGUCGACGGCGGCGAGGACUAGUAGCAGCCUGGCGGCGGAGGAGGGGGAGCGGCGGGGCGAGAGCGAGAGCGAGGGGGAGGAGCUGGGGGUGGCGGCUGUGCUGGACUUCGACAUGCUGUGCGCGUCCGUCGCGCUGUCGGCGGAGAGGAGGAAGGCCGCCGCGGCGCCGGCGGGUGCGGCCGGCGACUGCAGCGGCGGCGGAGGCGGAGGGGUGCAGAGGAUGUGGGAGGGCGACGUCGUGCUGGAUUGCCUGGAGGACCGGCGAAUCGCGCUCGAGGCGUCCUGCUGCCCAUGCUAUCGGUUUGGUAAGAACAUGCGGAGAGCCAAUCUCGGAUCUUGCUUCCUUCAGGGAAUGGUUUACUGCAUUCUGUUAGCUGCUGUCCUGAUCAGCCUAAUUGCCUUUUCUGUAACAAGGCAUCAUAUAUAUUUAUAUGUGGGACUUGGCUCUGUCCUCUUGAUAGCGAUCUAUACUGGUUAUUUCCGGAGAAGAAUAAGGAAGCAAUUCAACAUUCGGGGUACUGAGAGCAAUCUUGACGAUUGUGUUCUCCAUCUCAUAUGUCCUUGCUGCACGCUGUGCCAGGAGGCUAGAACUUUGGAGAUGAACAAUGUCCAGUGUGGUGUCUGGCAUGGACGAGGUGAUACCAUUUGCUUAGGGAGCAACGGUGAAGGAAACAAGGCUUUCGCUGCCCUGAACAAGGCCUCUCUUGUGCCCAUAAAGUCCCCAGGGUUGUGUGGCAUGGAUAGAACGUCAAAUGCUGCUGACGAGCAUGAGCCACUUGUUCCACCAGACCAACUGGAGCAUGUUUAA